This is a messenger RNA of Prunus dulcis (almond), 2027 nucleotides long. RefSeq names its product ALBINO3-like protein 2, chloroplastic. Gene Ontology annotation, molecular function: membrane insertase activity; protein binding. The coding region runs from base 86 to 1762 and encodes 558 amino acids. The transcript has 14 exons. Lineage: Eukaryota; Viridiplantae; Streptophyta; Magnoliopsida; Rosales; Rosaceae. Gene Ontology annotation, biological process: mitochondrial respiratory chain complex IV assembly; protein insertion into mitochondrial inner membrane from matrix. The record is from RefSeq and is a predicted model, not a curated record. Gene Ontology annotation, cellular component: mitochondrial inner membrane.
UGGGCCAAAUCUUCUCACAACUAAAAAGAAAAGCCUAAAAAGCCCUGAAGCACCUCCUCCUCCUCGUUCCGCAUCAUCCCCAGUAAUGGCAACCUCCAAACUCUCGUCCCACAUCCGUCGUCUUCGCCCAUCCGCCUUCAACUUCCUCCCCGCUCUCUCUCACGCCCGUCAAUUUCAUUACCUCACAAACCCUAACCCCAACCCUAACUCUAACCUUCUCUCACCUCACCCCCCGUGGAACUCCUACGCGUUUCCUCAAACUCUCACUUUCUCUCACUCUCGAUUUCUCUCCAGUAGCUCUUCAGAGGACUCGGAUUUCGUUCAACUCGGCGUCUCCGGCGCCGACUCAGCGGCUCAGUCGGAGCUUUUGAAUUUAGGUGGUUGCGCUGGUGAAGAGUAUCUGCUUCCCGUUCGAGCGCUAAUUUCGGUGCUUGAUGGGUUUCAUGAUCUCACUCGUUUGCCAUGGUGGAUAGUUAUUGCGUCCUCUACUUUGGCUAUGAGACUUUCAUUGCUCCCCUUACUCAUUGUGCAACUGCAAAAAUUGAAAAUAAUUGGAGAGUUACUUCCCAAAUUGCCUCCUCCACUGCCACCACCCUUCUCAGGAAAGAGUUCUAUUGAUCAGAUUUCUCUAUUUCGGAAGGAAAGAAGUGCAAUCGGAUGUCCCUCAUUGUUAUGGUUCCUUGCAUCCUUCUCUGUCCAGGUUCCAUGCUUUCUUCUGUGGUUGAAUAGCAUUCGGAGAAUGUCACUGGGUAAUCAUCCUGGGUUUGAUUGCGGUGGCACUUUGUGGUUCAACAAUUUGGCUGAAUUGCCUCAUGGUGUUUAUGGUGCCAUCUUUCCUUUCCUGAUUGCUGGUUUGCACUAUGCAAAUGUUCAGAUUUCUUUUAAGACAUCUUCACUCGUGAAAGGCAAUGACCUAUUGAGCAAUCUAGCAAAAUACUACAAGUUUUAUUUGGAUAUUAUGACGUUGCCUAUUAUUGUAAUUGGCUUCUGUAUUCCUCAGGGAAGCCUAGUGUAUUGGGUUACAAAUAGCUCAUUAAGUGUCAUUCAGCAAUUGGUUCUCAAAGACCCUGCUGUGCGUGCAAAGUUGGGGUUGCCAGACAAGGAUGCUCCUACAGACACUGCAAUAUCAGAGAAGCCUGGUACUCCUGAAAUAUCACCCUUGGCUUCUCCUACAAGAUGGAAGAAAAUAACUUUACAGAACCUGUCCCCUACAGAGCUGCUUAAUCUUUCGGUCCAAGUCUUAUCAGAAGGCGAUAAAGAAAAAGCACUUCCUUUGCUGAAACUUGCCCUUGAGAAGGAUCCUGAAUAUGCGAGAGCAUUGAUUGUAAUGGGUCAGACUCUAUUGCAGAAAAGUUUGCACGCAGAGGCUACUGAGUACUUUCAGCGUGCCAUCACCAAGCUCUACAGUGCUGGCCAGCCGACAGAAGUGGAGGACAUUGAUCUUCUAAUUCUUGCAUCUCAGUGGGCCGGUGUUGCCUACAUACGGCAGGGAAAAAGUGCCGAAGGGAUUGUACACCUUGAAAGAGUUGCACAAUUGGAAGAGCCAGAUGAACCAAGCAGCAAAAGCCAUUAUUUUGAAGGGUUAUUAUUGCUUUCAAGCGCUUUAUCCAAUGUGGGUCGCAAGGCUGAAGCUUUAAAGUAUCUGCGCUUGGCUGCUGCUUAUAACCCUGAUUACAACGAAUACUUGGAGCAAUAUGAAAAUGAAAACGAGGAUGAGAGUUUUGUCGGUGAUCUCAUUGGCAGUAGGCGAAGGGAUUAUUGAUUUUGCAUAAUUCACUACAAGAUUUAUUUAUAUUGGUUUGCUUUUCACGCAAAGUGUAUAUUGGUGUGCUCAUUUUUGUUAUAGAUACUAAUCAUUGAUUUGUAUUUUUCAGUGUCCAGGAUCAAAAUAAUUGACACAAAUUAGGAAAUUUAAUUUUUGAAGGAGUUGUCAUGGUAGAACAUUGGAUCCAUAUAUAAUCUUCUGUACUGAGUGUUUGCUCUUAAUUAAUCUUCAAAAGUGUAUAUAAAUUUAGUGGAUUCUGAUA